Molecule: messenger RNA, 207 nt
Organism: Rotaria sp. Silwood1
Lineage: Eukaryota; Metazoa; Rotifera; Eurotatoria; Philodinida; Philodinidae
Source: the annotation of a GenBank genome assembly
AUGCGUAAAUUUGAGUGUGUUGAUAUGGUAUGUUAUAUUUGUUUACAACAUAAUGAUCAUACUGUUGUAUCUAGUUCAUUGGAAACACAUGAACUUAUACUUAAAUAUUCAAAUUUAUUUGAUUUUGAUCAAUUAUUAAUUUCAAUUCAAAUUGGAUCUAUAGAAGAAAUUCGUGUUAGUGAAGCCUUAAAACCAGGUAAAUAUUGA